Alosa alosa (allis shad) is the source of this 1071-nucleotide messenger RNA. Its product is annotated as zinc finger protein 239-like. Gene Ontology annotation, biological process: negative regulation of transcription by RNA polymerase II. NCBI's taxonomy places the organism in Eukaryota, Metazoa, Chordata, Actinopteri, Clupeiformes, Clupeidae. Gene Ontology annotation, molecular function: DNA-binding transcription repressor activity, RNA polymerase II-specific. The record is from RefSeq and is a predicted model, not a curated record.
AUGGCCUUAUUUGCCUGCCUUCGGGACUCAAACAGCUCUCCCUACCUGCAAUACAUCAACACCCUGACUUCAUGGUUCGACAGCAGCUUCCUGGAUCUCAACAUCGCCAAGACCAAGGAGAUGUGGCUAGGAAGCAGCAGGAGAGGAGGUAAUAAAGACUCUGUGCCCACCUGCAAGCCAAUCAGCAUGAAGGGAGACAUUCAAAUGAUCCAUGCUAACAAAAGAGUGCGCUCUGAGGAACAACAAAACAAAGAGUGUCAGAAGUGCUCUUGCCAGACAACUAGAGAGAAACACGAUGAAUCCCAGCGUUCGGGAACGUUUGAUGAACUCCCUGCUGCUGCAAAUCAGCAACUGUCUGAUCUCAAGGAUCAUCAAAUGAUUCAUAGAGAAAAGUCACAUCAGUGUUCUCAAUGUGGAAAAACCUUCGGCAGAAUGUGUCAUCUCAAAAGUCAUCAAAAGACCCAUACUGGACAAAGGCCAUAUCAGUGUUCUCAAUGUGGAAAAAGCUAUAGCCGAAUGUUUAAUCUCAAGAAGCAUCAGAUGAUCCAUACUGGAGAAAAACCAUACCGUUGUUCUCAGUGUGGAAAACACUUUGGUCAAAUGUCUGAUCUCAAGACACAUCAGAUGAUCCAUACUGGAGAAAGGCCACAUCAGUGUUUUCAAUGUGGAAAGGCAUUUGGCCGAAUGUCUCAUCUCAAAAGUCAUCAGAUGAUCCAUACUGGAGAAAAGCCACAUCAAUGUUCUCAAUGUGGAAAACACUUUGGUCUAAUGUCUAAUCUCAAGAAGCAUCAAAAGACCCAUAGGAGAAAAACAUAUCCUUGUUCUCCGUGUGGAAAAAACUUUGCUCGAAAGGAUGAUCUCAAGACACAUCAGAUGAUACAUACUGGAGAAAAGUCACAUCGGUGUUCUCAAUGUGGAAAAACCUUCGGCAGAAUGUGUCAUCUCAAAAGUCAUCAAAAGACCCAUACUGGACAAAGGCCAUAUCAGUGUUCUCAAUGUGGAAAAAGCUAUAGCCGAAUGUUUAAUCUCAAGAAGCAUCAGAUGACCCAUACUGGAUUAAGGCCACAUUAG